ACCAAACGGGCCCAAGGUUCCCAUUCGCACUCGCACCACUCUCUCAGUCAUCGUGCCGUCAGUCUCUCCUAGCCACCGUUCGCGCCGCCGCCGUUCCCUCUCUCACUCUUAGUCACCGGUUGCCGCUCGCUGACCAACCUGCGUUUCUCUGGAUCUCAAUUAACCCACUUGUCUUAGUUUGCUGGAGUAGCUUGUGCAGAUAUUGGCAGUAGUAGCUUUGGUAUUUGCAUUUCAUUUAAAUGGGUUGGAAGGCUGCUGAAAAGCUUAUUAGGCACUGGAAAAUUCUUAGAGGAGAUAAUGUGAUGAUCAUUAGAGGCAAGGAUAAAGGAGAAACUGGUGUAAUUAAGCGUGUUAUUCGCACUCAAAAUCGUGUUAUUGUUGAGGGAAAAAAUCUGGUGAAAAAACACAUUAAACAAGGACAAGGUCAUGAAGGUGGAAUCUUUACAGUUGAAGCUCCCCUCCAUGUGUCGAAUGUCCAAGUUAUUGAUCCAGUAACAGGGAAGCCUUGUAAGGUUGGUUAUAGAUAUCUUGAAGAUGGUUCUAAGGUACGAGUUUCAAGAGGAUUGGAAGCCUCUGGAUCUAUAAUUCCUCGUCCGGAGAUCUUAAAGAUAAGGACUAGCCCGAGACCUACAGUUGCUGGCCCCAAGGAUACUCCAAUGGAUGUGGUGCUGGAGAAAACUUAUGAUCCUAAAACAGGGAAGGGCAUGCCUGAACUUUAAAGGAUACUUUCUCUUCAAUUUGGUAGACAUGGUUGUACUAGGUUGGAAAAUGAUUUCAGGAUCUGAGGAUAAUAUCUUUGUUGUAAUGGGUGGCAACUUGUAUUUCAUUCUCCUUUGUCAUUCUACUAUAAUUUUAGAUUAAUAUUUUGUAAGGUAUCCCUUGCUACUUUUAGUAUUGAUAUGGAAGAGUUGGCCUGAAGCUACAAUAUCCUUUGAGUA
This is a messenger RNA of Cucumis melo (muskmelon), 938 nucleotides long. RefSeq lists its product as uncharacterized. Gene Ontology annotation, biological process: translation. The record is from RefSeq and is a predicted model, not a curated record. The coding region runs from base 240 to 719 and encodes 159 amino acids. NCBI's taxonomy places the organism in Eukaryota, Viridiplantae, Streptophyta, Magnoliopsida, Cucurbitales, Cucurbitaceae. The transcript has 6 exons. Gene Ontology annotation, molecular function: RNA binding; structural constituent of ribosome. Gene Ontology annotation, cellular component: mitochondrion; ribosome.